GAGGUCAUGUAGGGACUUUCUCACGGCAACGUGCUUGGGUGGGCUGAGACGAUCACCAGACGACAUAUGUCACAGUUCACUGAGUACUCACAGCGUAAAUAGUACUGGCGGGCUUACUGAUGUGCGUAUCCACCGUUCUCCUCUCUGGCCAUGCAUCCACCGUCCCAUCCAUACGAACUCGGAAGCAGAAGGCUUCGAAGGAGUGGAGAUGCCGGCCAUCAUUCACUCUCCUGGGCAUGGACUGGCGUCAUUCAUACCCACUCGUCGACACUAGUGGGUCUGCAGCGUUCCGAUCAACAUUUGCAAUGCAUAAAAGAUCGCAUAGUUUAUAUAGCGUCUGCAGCAAGCGACAAACUGAUAGACGAGUGCAUCAGAGCAGAAGCUUUAUACCAAGAGAUGAUGCUCGCAGUGUAUCAGUUAUAUCAAUUAUAUCAAUUAUUACUACCAUUAACGGAGCAAAUGGCUGCAUCCUGGGGCCUGUGACGCAUGUCAUCCAUCUGAUCUACAGCACUCGUCACGAAACCUUACAUCGCCCUAUCCUACACUCGUCCUCCUUCUCAGACAAUGAACACAGUUCACGACGUCGGGAUGGAGACUUCUGGCGAUGUCGAUAGUAAGAAACUGCGAAGUAGCCUGCGGUUAUUGAGGACUGGCUAGAGGAAUUGAAGUGACGU
This is a messenger RNA of Talaromyces proteolyticus, 674 nucleotides long. RefSeq lists its product as uncharacterized. The record is from RefSeq and is a predicted model, not a curated record. NCBI's taxonomy places the organism in Eukaryota, Fungi, Ascomycota, Eurotiomycetes, Eurotiales, Trichocomaceae. The transcript has a single exon. The coding region runs from base 120 to 614 and encodes 164 amino acids.